Molecule: messenger RNA, 2346 nt
Organism: Symbiodinium necroappetens
Lineage: Eukaryota; Dinophyceae; Suessiales; Symbiodiniaceae
Source: the annotation of a GenBank genome assembly
GUGAGCCGCAACUCCUUUGAGCUUUUGGAGCUGAAGCGGAUCCCGAUCCUGACCUUUGAUGCUCGGAAGGGCAUUCUCGAAACUUGCAUAGCGCAUGAGCUGACGAACGGCUUCUCCGAGAUCAGCAUUGUCGGCAUGACUCAGCGUGGCAGCGAUGGACAACAACACUACAACAUCUUCCGGGAAACAGAGAUCGUCGUGGUGGGAGAGCGCGCUGUCGCCCUGGAGAAGUCCGGCGACGAGAACUGCUGGAAUCCUUCCAAGCAUGGCCUGCAGGAUGUGGCUGACUCCGAGGACUCGGUCCUUGAAGGCGGCGUCCUCCUUUGCGGCUCCAGAGCUGUGGACCUGUCAACUGCGCCGAUGCCGGGACACGGGGGCUGGGUGACUCUCGCACUCGACGUGGCCGGUGCUCCCGCAUGCGAUCGAAUAUUGAGGUGGCGUCAGAGCACAAGCAUCGUUGGAUCCAUGUGGCGCUACCAUGAGUGGUGCUACGAGACCUUCAAGUUCAAAGCGCCGGCAGUCAAGGUGCCGGCUCGACUCUCAUCUCAGCCUCACAGCCACGAGCGGGACGUCCUGUGGGUUGAUUUCUGCGACCAGGUCGAGGGCAAGUUUUGGCCGGUGUCACCAGACUGGGCUGAAGCCCAGAGUGGCUGGGAGCAGGUCCAUGCCAAAGGAGCGGCAGUUCUAGCCUUCUGUCGACACUUGGGUGGCUGGUGUCUUUUCGCCGACCUUUGGACCUUGGACUGCCACCUGUACCAGCUGGAGCACGCUGUGGCUGACUCUGGGCUGAAGCCGCGCCCAGAGGGCGACACGCAGCUCCUGUAUCGGUGCGUCGGACCGUCGCCCCUCGGUCGCUGGGAAGCCGUUCUUGGUCCCGAGCCUGCGCCAAAUGUCCGCAUUUGGAAGCCAACGGCAAAAGUGCCUUCGAUCGCAAAUCCCAGCGUGCUGGAUCAAAUCCUGGCAUUCCUUCUUGAUUUUGAGGAGGUGCAGUGGCGAGGAUACGUUCACCGAAAGAUUCUGCACGGCCUCAGUGCCGCACAGAUUGGAGCUCGCUUAUUCUGCAUCAUCAAUGACUGCUGCAGCAUUCGGGCGGUGUCUCGCUUGUAUCUCGCGGCUGGGUCGCGCUGCGCUUGCCGCUGGAGCUCUGCUCUUCGCAGAUUACUUCAGCUACCGACGAGGCCAAGGGCACCCGCCGUGCAUGCGGCACGUGACUCUGUGGUUCAUGCCGUGGUGCCGGGUGUCCGGCUUUUUUCUGCCGACAUCCUAAGAUGCUGCAUGUCGAUGCUGCCCGAUGAGACUGUGGCUCAGCUGGAGCAGGCUGCACUGGCCUUUGCCAACUUGCUGGGGACAAGCCGGCGGAGAGCUGUCUGCUGGUGGAGGUCCCUACAACCCCUUCGGCAGGCCGCGGCCGCGUUUCACGCCACCAGCUGCUCCUGGUUCACGCCGCUAGACGUGGCCGACCAGCCAAGCUUUCAGGAACGCUCCUGGGCGGCCUCCAUCAGUGCUGUCACUGUGAGCACGCGAGUUGCUGGAAAGGCCAAGUGGAACUGCGACGAGUGCAAAGCACUUCACCGGGCAUGGGCGUCAUGUGUAAGGUUUGCCCAUUCCCUUCUGGACCAGGUGCCUGUGUGUUGGAACCGAGAGGCCCGCAGCAACACGGAGCGUCAGUCCUCCCAGAAUGGCGUGCCUCUUGAGACAGUUUUUGCCGGGAACUUGGUCAACACUCCUGCGGCCCUGAAAGCGCGCGGUCAGCUGCUGCUGGAGAGCGGCCAGCUUCACCGCCUAGAUGGGGUCCUUUUGGAUCAACAGGCACUUGUGGCCUUCCAACGCAUGAGAAGCUCUCUCGAGAAGGGCGUUGCGGUCAAAUUUCUUGGAUGUCGGCGUGGCUACUGCUCCCAGAGGCUUCUACCAGGGACGAACCGGUGUCAAUGGGCAGCCUUCGCUGCGCAAGCGGAGCUCUCCGAUAACCACGACGAAAGCACCUGUCCCAUCUGCAGUGACAGUCGUGGCUGGUCGCAGCUCCAUUCCAACCUGAUCUACACAUUUGAGUACUCGGGCUUGCCCUGCGCAUACGAGUACGAGCAGCGCUACGAACACGCGGAGCCUUCCAGAAUCAGCUUGAUCGUGCAGAUCUCAAUCGAGGCAUUUGUGGUGCCGUUUCUGUUCAUGUCGACCGAUCGCCCGCUGCAGUAUAUGGAGGACGAGACAACGGAGGUGUCAUCUGUCAAUUGGACCCCGACAUUGACAGACAGCAACCCGGAGGAUGAAGAGCAGAGCGACGACCUUGACGACUUCUUUGACCAGAAUGCCACUGGAGACGCCGAAGAUGAGCGAUUGUUUAAUUGA